CUUCGCCUUCAUCUUUCACCCCCUUUCACAAACCUAACGAUUCCCUUACCCUCGAUUUCUAAUGGCGCCCAAGGCCGAGAAGAAGCCCGCGGAGAAGAAGCCGGCCGCCGAGAAGCCGGUAGAGGAGAAGGAGAAGAAGUCGGAAGCCGAGAAGGCUCCGGCUGGAAAGAAGCCGAAGGCUGAGAAGCGCCUACCGUCUAAGGAGUCUGCCGCUGGCGACAAGAAGAAGAAGAAGAAGAACAAGAAGGGAAGUGAGACCUACAAGAUCUACAUCUUUAAAGUCUUGAAGCAGGUUCAUCCUGACAUCGGAAUCUCUAGCAAGGCGAUGAGCAUCAUGAAUUCGUUCAUUAAUGAUAUUUUCGAGAAGCUCGCCCAGGAGUCGUCUCGGCUUGCGCGUUAUAACAAGAAGCCGACGAUCACGUCCAGGGAGAUCCAGACUUCUGUUCGCCUUGUGCUUCCUGGUGAGCUUGCUAAGCAUGCUGUUUCGGAGGGCACGAAGGCGGUUACCAAGUUUACCAGCUCUUAAGAGAUCUGCGCUUUUGUGAUUAUUGGUGCUUGAUUCUGAGAAGCUAUUUUAUAUAUCUUGUUCUAGGGAUCGUUUUCUGCUUUUGUUUCUUUGGAUUGCAAGAAUCAUGAUUUAUUAUGGCUUUUAAUGUAAGAUAUUCUUAUCUGCGAUCUUUUAUAUGAAUUAACUGUUUUUCAAUA
Messenger RNA from Dendrobium catenatum, 705 nucleotides. Its product is annotated as histone H2B.11. Lineage: Eukaryota; Viridiplantae; Streptophyta; Magnoliopsida; Asparagales; Orchidaceae. Gene Ontology annotation, biological process: nucleosome assembly. The transcript has a single exon. Gene Ontology annotation, cellular component: nucleosome. The record is from RefSeq and is a predicted model, not a curated record. Bases 62 to 526 code for a protein of 154 amino acids. Gene Ontology annotation, molecular function: structural constituent of chromatin; protein heterodimerization activity; DNA binding.